Panicum virgatum (switchgrass) is the source of this 1414-nucleotide messenger RNA. RefSeq names its product protein FAR1-RELATED SEQUENCE 5-like. The transcript has 4 exons. Lineage: Eukaryota; Viridiplantae; Streptophyta; Magnoliopsida; Poales; Poaceae. Bases 248 to 1387 code for a protein of 379 amino acids. The record is from RefSeq and is a predicted model, not a curated record.
CCCACCCCCCAAACUCAAACCAUGUCGAGGUAGGGUUUUACACGAGGCAACGGCUCCGCAGCAGCUCCAAUCCUCCACUCGAAACACCCUUCUAUUGAAGACUGUGGGUCAGCACGGGGACAACAGGUGGCCGGAGGGAUCGGACUUGGGACGGCAGCGGUGGCGACUCCGGCGGCGGUGGCAACGGCCACUUCUGCGGCAGAACAGCUCACGAUUGAUGCCUCACCAAUAUUGAUUUGCUCCCAGGAUGGAAUGCAAUCUUAAAACGAGAAAUGCUACUUCACUUGAUUUGCAUGGUGCGAUGUCUGAUACAGAAUCAAUAUUGCAAAUGGAAGCCACUUUGGGUGUUGUAUCUACAACACCACAAAAAUCACAGAGUGUACCGUUCAAUGAUUCGUCCUUCACAUUGGAAAGUGAGAAUAUCACUUUGGGUAUGGCGUACACAACACCACAAAAAUCAUGGAGUGCACCUUUCUGUGGAUCAUCUUACACACCGGAACGUGAUGACUCCUUAAAGCCAGCAGUUGGCAUGACAUUUGAGGACAUAGACUCAGCCAAAGAGUUCUAUAAAACCUAUGCUGCACAUGUUGGGUUUCCAGUACGUGUGGGUCAGCACAAGGCAAAGAAUGGUUUGGUGACAAAUAAGCGUUUCUACUGCUCAAGAGAGGGGUUCCGUAAGGCUAAAGAUGAGACACAAUCUGAACCUGAAUUCAAUGGGAAAAGAAAAUGUGAAAGGAAAAUUACUCGUUGUGGAUGUCUAGCAAUGAUUGCUCUCAAGCGGACAAAGAAAAGUAAAUACAUCAUAACCACUUUUGUGGAAGAGCAUACACAUGCACUUGUCUCUCCUGAUAAGCAGCAUCUCAUAAGAUCAAAUAGAGAAGUUGGUGAGAAGGUAAAGAUUACAUUGUUCAAUUUUCAUAGGGCUAGUAUUGGCACUUCAGAUGCAUAUCGUUUCCUUCGUGUCGGCCUUGGCAGUUUUGAGAAUGUUGGGUGCACAUUAAAGGACCUACAAAAUUAUCAUGGGAAGUUAAGGUGCUUGAUAAAGUCAUCGGAUGCUCAAAUGUUUGUUGACCAACUGAGCAGAAAGACGCUUGCAAAUCCAGCAUUUUAUUUUGAUUAUGUCAUCGACGAGAAGGGAAGGUUAGUCCAUGUAUUUUGGGCAGAUGCCACUUAUAGGAAAAAUUAUGCUCAUUUCGGGGAUCUAGUAUCUUUUGACUCUACAUACAGUACGAAUGAGUAUAAUAUGAUAUUCACACCCUUCACUGGAAUCAAGCAUCACAAGGCAAAUGUGUUGUUUGGGGCUGCACUGCUAUCAAAUGAGAAGAUAGAUUCCUACACAUGGUUGUUCAAGACAUUCUUGAAUGCAAUGGGUGGUAUCGAACUGUAACAUCCCAAAAAAAUUAACCAAAUUAAA